AUGAAACGAUAUGAAGUAUUUCGCAGCAGAGACCCCCAAGUGUCAUUUUGGCUUCAAAAAAAUGGUUUUCAAAAUCAGCGAUCGGCGAACAAGGACGAAGAAACGAGAGGUAAAGAACCACGGAAACGUAUAGAGAAAAUGAAAAAGGCUACACGGACAAAAGAAGUAAGAUUUGAAUCUAUGCAGGUUACAAUCAGGCCGAACAGCGACGGGAAAAUUUUGGGAUUGAGAAGCAAUAAGAUGGAAACCGGUAGAGACAAAGAGCGCUUGAAAAAGAAAGACAAGGCUCUGGCGACUGUGCCAUCUCAAGACUUAACAGAACGUGAUAGUUAUGAAAUGAAUGAACCCACAAAAAACUCAUACAGGCUUGGAAAUGGGAUCAGAAGUUUUUCAAGCCCUCUAAAGGUGGGGAAAUUAGAUGAACAAGUAACCGGUAAAGCCGGUCUGCACAGUAUUACACGAAGAAAUUCUCUACUCUCCUUGUCUUCUGAAAGACCGUCUUACAUCCCAGUGCUAAUUCGCAAUAAUAACACACGGCUUCGAAAGUACAGUUUCUCUGAAAAUUGCACGACAACAAAUACACAACAAGCAGGUAAGAGAGAAGUUCGAGCAUCAGAGAGAGACAACCCCAGCGAAGAGGCCAUGUUUAAAUCGAACAACACUAAAUUGGAAUUAGGGAAUGUGUCGUUACAACAGACAACGCAUAUUAUCAAUCCACGAAGAGUUACUAGGGGAAAAUCAAUUUUACACGUCGAGACAAUUCGCGGAGCAAAUAAAUACAAUGAGAAACGAACAGAUGACCAGUUGAGAAAAGAAAUUAAAACUUGUUCAAACCCUCAGAGAACUACUGAUAUUAAUGGAAAUCAUAUUUCUAUAAAUCAGAGACGAACAAUAACUGGUUCAUAUUCAGACGGCAGCGAUGAGGAUAUCGGUUUUAAACUUAACGAGGAAGACUCUCUGCAGAGCUACAGUUUUGAAAUGCAACAAAAGGCAGUGACGCAUAAUUAUCCAUCGAGUAUGUACAGUGCAAGAGGAAACCUACUAUCGUGGCUUGGAGAGGUAAACAAAAACAACCCUCAGCUUUGGAGUUAG
This is a messenger RNA of Pocillopora meandrina, 1092 nucleotides long. The record is from the annotation of a GenBank genome assembly. NCBI's taxonomy places the organism in Eukaryota, Metazoa, Cnidaria, Anthozoa, Scleractinia, Pocilloporidae.